AUGGGUGGCAGCGGACGUCGCUUGCAGCAUGGGUUCCAGAAGUGCUCCAAGUGCCAGUACACGUGGACGUGGCGCACACGUUCGGCAUGCUUCAACUGCGGCCACUGCCUCUCGCCCGCGUCCUCGCCCGCCAGGUCGCCUGAUGGUGCUUGGUCCGACCGGGCAGCGAGCGCCGACGCAGCCGCUGGCCGUGCUCGGCCUGCCUCUCGGCCACCGUGGCAGGAGGCCAGGCUGCGGCCCGACACGCGGCAGGUGCGGGAGGAGACGCUGCUCGAGACCAUCAAGCGCCGCAAGGAGGAGCUCCCCCUGGAGGCGUCCCAGGCCUUGGCGGGCCUCGAGGCGGCGCUCCAGCAGCCCACGGCCACGGCGCCCAAGCCCGAGCUGCCCGACGAGGCCGCCCAGCGGGCAUGGGGAGCGGCGCGUCGUGCGACCAAGGCGCUCAACGAGGCCCUCGACGCCACCGAAGGGGCCCGCGCCUGGCUCGCCAAGUGCCAGGCCAAGGAGGACGAGCUUGCGGCGGAGUACGCGCUCGCCCUCGAGGAGCAGGCGAGGGCCAUCGCACACGCCAAGGGCUGCCUCAAAGGCGAGCAGGCCACUCCAGCAUCGGUCUCGGUCAACCUAUCCUCCGUCCUCGAGGGGAGGGAGGGCCUCAACUUCGAGCUCGGGGUCGCCUUCGACCUCGACGGCAUCUCGCUCACGGAGCAGGAGCAGGCCGACUGGGAAAAAACGCUGGAGCAGUUCAAGCAGGACUUCACAAAGCAGGUGGAGGCAAUGUUCAAGCCCGCGGCUGAGGAGCUCGAGAAGCGGAGAGAGGGCCUCAAGAAGAUGCAGGAGGAGUUCCGCGCCAAGACCAAGAAGCGGCGGAUGGACUCUGAAGCUGCUCGGCCUGCUGGUGAACCUGACCCUCCUGGCGACGAACAGCGAGGCGCUGGGCGCGACGCAGCAGGACAUGACAGCGACGCGGCUCCUGGGACGCCCAGCCAGCCUGAGGCCGCCCCAGCCCCCAGACAGCCCCAGCUGUCGGCAGAGCGGCUCGCAGAGCUCAAGAAGGCCGCGAGGGAGCCGUUCACGUUCGACUCCGCCAACGGCUCAGGCUGGGGACCCCUCACGACCAUAUGGGGCAGGCCCCAGGAGAGGGCUCAGGAGCUGGCCAGGGAGGCCCAUGCGGGUCAGUGCUGGUUGGCCCAGGAGACCCACCUACACGAGGAGGAGGCAACCCGCGAGGAGCAGUGGCUGCGCAGGCAGGGCCUGCGGGAUGCCCUCACGCCUGGCACCAGCCACCCAGGCAGCCUGGACACGCAGCAGAGGAGGGCCGCCUCGGGCGGCACAGGAGGUGAGGUCUGGGCGGCGCGAGGCGCCGCUCAGCCCUUGCGAGGCGCCGCCGCUGGGACCAGAUCCAAGCGCGUCCACCCUGGGCGGCGCACCUGCCUCCACUUCGAGGGGCCCAAGCGAGGAGGAGGGCUGGCGGCCAGCGUCUACCUCGACAUCGACCGCCAGAGGCCUACGUCAUGGGAGGUGCCGCGCACGCUGGGGCACGCGCUGAGAGCCUCGGGCAGGUCCUUCGUGAUCGGGGGGGACGUCAACGUGGAGCCCGCCCUCUCCGCGGACGCGGCGCGUUUCUGGUUGGAGGCGGUGAGAGGCCAGGUCGUAUGCAACGAAGAGGGCCUCGGCACCUGCCACGUCGUGGCCGACGCGCCGCCGUCCGAGCUCGACUACUUCAUCGUGGCCAGCAUGUUCGGCGACUGCCCCCUGCGCCACACUGGCUCGGAAGCGCAGGUGGGCAUCAUGCUAGGGAAGGCGGCGCGCGCCGUCAUCAGGGGCCUGGAGCGGGGCAUGGGCGCGGUGGUCUCCAGGGACAAGAGCGAGAUCCUGGGGACCACCGAGAGGUUGCACCGCCUCAGCGAAUACCACAUGGACGAGGGCUCCUUCGCGCAUGCCAAGGAGACCAGGAACUUGGGAGUGCGCUGCGCCAUGGGCGCCAGAGCUGGGGAGGUGGCUGCUGGCCGACACCAAGCCGCCGCGGCCCAGCUCGGCCGUGCCCACCAGAGGUCCAAGCUCGCAGCCAUCGCCUUCGGCACGGGGCCUGGCAGGAGCAUCUGCCUCAGCAACCUGCUGGCCGCGAAGCCGUGGGACGACCCGCUCUUCGACCACAUCGCCAGGCCCAUGGAGGCGUGGGCGAGGGCGCUGCAGCAGGUCAAGGAGCAGGACAGGCGCGCCCUCGGCUCGGCAUUUGCGGCGGCGCGCGAGCGCCUCACCGCCAGCGGGCCAGAGGGCCUGGCGGGAAGGGGCCCAGCCUCCGCAGCGGCCCUUGCCGCGGCGCGCCUCGGCUGGAGAGCUGACCACAUCAGGCACACGUUCCAACGCGAAGUACAGGCUGCCUUCAUCAGGAAGCACUGGAAGGACGUGGCGAGCCACGACCCGCUACGGGGCCACCUGGAGGGCGGCGCGGCCAUCAACGGCCUGAGGAGGCGGUUGGCGAAGCAGCUCGCUGACCGCGCCCUUGCUUCGCGGUGGUCCUCGGCCAGGCAAUGGGAAGCAGACGACCUCAACAUCAGCUACUUCUACGACACAGGCGGCCCGAUGGACUCGGACGCGGAGCACGCCAUCUGGUCGCGGUGCCUG
Messenger RNA from Prorocentrum cordatum, 2622 nucleotides. Lineage: Eukaryota; Dinophyceae; Prorocentrales; Prorocentraceae. The record is from the annotation of a GenBank genome assembly.